GGGUUCAGUGUGAGUUAGAGCCUAUCUCUGCCCUGCCUCGCCCCCUCCCCUUCCCUUCCCCCGGCCCUCUCUCUCCCUGUCUCCGCUUGCAAUACGACUGACUACUCAUCACUAUCAUCAUCAUCAUCAUCUUCUACUUCAACUACAGAAUCAAGAGAAGAAAGAAAGAAAGAGAAUCAAAUAAAGCCUCUUUCAUCCACACCCUCUCUCUCUCUCUCUCUCUCUAGACCUUGGGCAUUGUGUACUUGGAAUUAUUUCUUCUUCUUCUUUUCUUCUUCUUCUUCUCUAUCUAAUCUAUCUGUCUCUGCGCAAAGCAGAGGGAAGAAGAAGAAGUAGAAACAGAAUCUACCACCACUGCUUGCUGCUUGCUGCUUGCUGCAUUCUCAUUCUCAUUCUUCUGUUAAGGUUCCCUUGCCAGGAAACCAAAGCCUUUUCCUUUCUGCUUCUCUUGUCUCCCCCCUUUUUCCUUUCCUCUCAUUUUCUUCCCUUCUCUUUCUUUCUCUCGUAAAAUUUCCCGGAAAAUGAGCGAGGACUUCGUUGCGUCGGUGUCCUCUGACAGACAAGUCGAGCAGGUGACUUGAACAUUGUGCAGGCACUUGUGGCUUUGAAGAAGGGUGCACAUCUUUUGAAGUAUGGCCGACGAGGGAAGCCCAAAUUCUUCAGGUUGUCCACGGAUGAGAAAUUUUUGAUUUGGUAUUCUGGUCAGGAGGAAAGACAAUUGAGACUAACCUCAGUUACAAAGAUUAUUCAUGGACAGAGGACGAUGCUGCAUCUGAUUGUUACAGACAAAUUUUCAAAGGCAACUUCAGCCAGAAAGAGAAAGUCAGUCCUUUUCAAUAAUCUAUGCAAAUGGCCAACAUUCUCUUGAUCUGAUAUGCAAGGACAAAGCACAGGCUGAUUCGUGGUGCUUAGGCUUGAGAGAUGUGAUAGCCAGAUGUCAACACUUUAAAUCAUUGGGUGGUCCAAAAACCAGAAGAGUGGCACAAUCUUGUGUCAAUAGCCCAGCUGGUUACAUGCGAAGAAAGCAUAACCUGGGUCUUUCUGAGGGGACCAUCAAUUUCUCUCAGGUGCGCAGCUUAUCUGGUAGUCCCACUCAGUCAAUUUCAGAGAGGUGUUUUUCUGAUGGCUUAUCAUGUUCUUCUGAUAGUUUUUAUUCGGAAUCAAGUCUGUCAAGUAUGCAGCAUGUUGUGGAUAUAGUAAUUCCAAACUCUCCAUAUAUUUAUCCGGAUGAUCUCAAGAAGCAGAGAGCAUUAUAUCCUGGCACAGAUAAUCAAAUGAAUAUGCUUAGUGGCUUUGACACACCCACUCAUGGUUCAGCAGAAAUGGAAAAGAAUAUUCUGAGGGAUGUCUUGAUCUGGGGAGAAGGAAUGGUAGGAGGGUGUUUUGGGGGUGGUCUUGAUAAGUUUACUAAACAUAAUGAAAUGCAGUCUGACGCUUUAUUUCCAAAACUUCUGGAGUCUACAAUGAUGUUAGAUGUCCAAAACUUGGCGUUAGGAGCAAAGCAUGCUGCCUUAGUUACCAAACAAGGGGAAGUCUUUUGCUGGGGUGACGGCAGCAGGGGAAAGCUUGGUAAUAAAGUUAACAUGCAUUUUACAAAGCCAACAAUUGUAGAGUCUCUCUGUGGAGUUCAUGUGAAAUCAGCUGUCUGUGGUGAAUACCAAACAUGUGCUCUGACAUUUUCUGGUGAACUUUACACAUGGGGAGACAAUUGUUAUGGAGCCAACUUAGGAGGCAAGGAUAGUAAUCCAGUUCAGUGGCUACCACGUAAAAUAUCUGGUGCUCUGGAUGGUGUUAAUGUAUCACAAGUUGCUUGUGGUGAAUGGCACAUGGCGAUUGUGACCACCUCUGGCCAGUUAUUUACAUAUGGAGAUGGGACUUUUGGGGUUCUUGGCCAUGGAAAUCUUCAAAGUAUUUCUCAACCAAGAGAAGUUGAAUCUCUCAGGGGUUUGUGGGUGAAAUGUGUUGCCUGUGGACCAUGGCAUACAGCAGCAAUUGUGGAAAUCAUGGUUGAUCGUUUUAAAUUCAACAAUCCAGGUGGUAAGUUAUUUACAUGGGGAGAUGGUGAUAAGGGAAGGCUUGGUCAUGCUGAUCAAGAGAGGAAGCUCUUACCAACAUGUGUUGCGCAACUUGUGGAUUAUGAUUUUCUUCAGGUAUCCUGUGGAAGAAUGUUGACUGUUGCACUUAGUAAGUUGGGUAAGGUUUAUACGAUGGGAAGUACAGCACAUGGACAACUGGGCAACCCACAAGCCAAGGAUAAAUUGAUUACAAUCGUUCAGGGGAAGCUUAAAAAUGAAUUUAUUAGGGAGAUUUCAUCAGGAUCUUACCAUGUUGCUGCCUUGGCAUCAAAUGGAAAUGUUUAUACAUGGGGAAAAGGCAUGAAUGGACAGUUAGGAUUAGGUGAUACAAUAGAUAGGAAUUGCCCGACACUAGUGGAGGCCUUGAGAGAUAGGCAGGUAGAAAGUAUUACUUGUGGUUCAAGCUUUACAGCUGCAAUUUGUUUGCAUAAAUCCAUCUCCAGUAAUGAUCAAUCAGCUUGUAGAGGAUGUGGUAUAGCUUUUGGGUUCACAAGGAAGAAGCAUAAUUGUUAUAACUGUGGUCUUUUAUUUUGCCAUGCUUGUAGCAGCAAGAAAGCCAUAAAUGCAUCUCUGGCACCUACUAAAAACAAGUAUUUUCGAGUCUGUGAUCCAUGCUUCCAGCACCUAACGAUGAUUACACACUCAGGUGGGCAGCCAAAGUUGGGAAACCGUAGUCCAAGACUACUACUAAGCACACAGAUGGGGCUAUCCGAUGGGAAUGUGGAAAGUGGAGAGCCAGCUGCUACACCAAGUCAAAUGAGUUUAACCAGAAAAUCUUCUAAAGAGAAUGGCGAAUACCAUGAGAGGAAGAACACUAAAAGCAAAGCAGAAAUUCAGCUGCCUUUAGGCCUCAGUUCUUUGCUUUCAAGUGGGUUGCCCAGAUGGGGGCAAGUCACUUGCCCAUUAAUAUUUAAAGAUUAUCCUGGAGAAAGCAGAGACUUUUCUGCUCCAAAGAAACAAUUAUCUUUGGCUUCUCCUAUCCAUUCACAACAGAACCCCUUGGAAUCCAGUUCUCCAUCUUUCACUGCCAUGAAUGUGGAGAAAGGCUUCUUGGAGUCUGACCGUAUUCUAACUAAAGAAAUUCAGAAGCUAAGAGCUGAGGUUGAGAGUCUUGAAAAGCUAUGUCAAACAAGAAGCAAGAAGAUUCAAGAAUGCAAGCAAAGAAUUGAAGAAACAUGGUCUCUGGCAACUGAGGAAGCUGCCAAGGCCAAAGCAGCAAAGGAGGUUAUAAAAAUUUUAAGAUCAAGGCUUCAUACUAUCUCAGAGAAACUUUAUGGUGGAAAGGAAACAAAAGAUCAAGUUGGUGCUCAUACGCCUCAAAUCAAGUCUAUACCUACGGAUAGCCCAACCCUGAAGGCUGUGAACAGAUUGUUAAUUGCUAUAAAGUUGCCUCCUGAAGUUGGACCUCUAGAAGACAGAAAAGUUGAUAGUCUGUGUAGUUCCCCUAUUGUGUUCUCUAAUACCCUCAAAUCCAUGUGUGAGGGAGAGUUCAAUCAUGGCAGCCCUAUAUUUGCAGAGGAACCAGUCGCUGAAAAAACAGAUUCUAGGCAAAAUGGUACUAGAACACCGAAGAUUGAUCGGGUGGAGAAGUAUGAACCGGGUGUGUAUAUAACAUUCAUAAAUUUGCCAAAUGGGAAGAGGGGCCUCAAGAGAGUGAGAUUCAGUCGGAAGAGAUUCACCGAAGGGGAAGCAGAGAAAUGGUGGGAAGAGAAUCAAGCGUCAGUAUACCACAAGUAUGAGAUUGAAGAGUACAUAAGAUCCAACCAGGAUAAGACCAGUGGCUGAUUCAACCAUUUUCAGUCCCUUUGAUCUCACACUGCAGGUUGCUUGAUGCUAGAAAGAAACCAAUUCGUACUAAAUCUCAACUUACGAUCACACUUUGCUGAAUCUAGAAGAUGGAAAGCAGGAGACAACCUUCCUGAGCCUUGGACCAAGAAGGCCAUAUGAAGAUCGCUCGACUGGAACAGAAUGUAAGAUAUUCUUGUAUUUAUGAGCCUUUAUUUUGUUAAUAUGGAGUGUUCUUGCCUUAAUUCAGUUGAGAUACAGCCAGAAAUAAGUCAUAGUAUAGUAUAGUAUAGCCAGGAGAAAAGUGCUUGUUGAAUUGGUUUUAAGGAAUGUUGGCUCGAAAAUAUUUUAGUUUCAAGAAAUAAUGGAAACAUUCUGAUCGAUUUUGGAUACAAGGAAUGGAAUGAAAACAGAAGAACAAAUUAGUAA
Diospyros lotus (date-plum) is the source of this 4289-nucleotide messenger RNA. RefSeq names its product PH, RCC1 and FYVE domains-containing protein 1. The coding region runs from base 1014 to 3860 and encodes 948 amino acids. Gene Ontology annotation, molecular function: metal ion binding. NCBI's taxonomy places the organism in Eukaryota, Viridiplantae, Streptophyta, Magnoliopsida, Ericales, Ebenaceae. The transcript is spliced from 9 exons. The record is from RefSeq and is a predicted model, not a curated record.